UUAGUACUCCGUUUUGCCUCUCAGGGGCCCAUCCUAGAUAGAGGAGGGGUUCCUUGACCGUACCAAUAGCUUGAAGAAACCAUGCCUAUACAAAACACCAACAGGAGAACUGGGGCCUGGGGUGAGGAGGGCGCUUCUCUAGGCACGGCAGUGCCAGUGUGCCACUGGUGAGGUGAGACUUGGGAGUUGAGAGGCAUGUGACCCUCUUCACUCGCUUGACCCUCCUCUUCACUCGCUUCUCCCAGAAGUCACGCACCAAACACCACCACCAAAGAAGGCGAGAACGUACUCCGUCCCUCCCCUCCCCUCCCCUCCCCUUCCCCUCGAGGCUCCAGGACCGUCUCCUCGCCUGCUCAUCCGCCGCUGCUUCCCUUCUCUGGGCUCGGAGAACCGGAGAGAAGCGCGCGCGGCCAUGGCGUCCAGCGCCUCUCGGUUCAUCAAGUGCGUCACGGUCGGCGACGGUGCCGUGGGCAAGACAUGUAUGCUCAUCUGCUACACCAGCAACAAGUUCCCCACUGACUACAUACCUACGGUGUUCGACAAUUUCAGUGCAAAUGUAGUUGUGGAUGGCACCACUGUGAAUUUGGGCCUUUGGGAUACCGCUGGGCAGGAAGAUUACAACCGCCUGAGGCCUCUAAGCUACCGAGGUGCAGAUGUUUUCGUGCUUGCAUUCUCACUUGUGAGCCGAGCUAGCUAUGAGAAUAUCAUGAAGAAGGUGCUGAAAUGCGCUAUCUUGUUAUUCACUUUCUUAAAUUUUGUUCUUACAGUUCAUGGUUUGGAAUUUUCUAGAGGGUUGAACGUUUAUCCUUUGCUCUUUACUCUUCAGUGGAUACCAGAGCUUCAACAUUAUGCACCUGGGGUGCCCGUUGUUUUGGCAGGCACAAAAUUGGAUCUUCGUGAAGACAAGCACUACUUGAUGGACCAUCCUGGAUUGGUGCCUGUUACCACUGCACAGGGGGAGGAACUUCGUAGACAAAUUGGUGCUAUGUAUUACAUUGAAUGCAGCUCAAAGACACAGCAGAAUGUCAAAGCUGUGUUCGAUGCUGCCAUCAAGGUAGUAAUCCAGCCUCCAACUAAAAUAAGAGAAAAGAAGAAGAAAAAAUCACGCAAAGGAUGUUCUAUGAUGAACAUCUUCGGUGGAAGAAAAAUGCUAUGCUUCAAGUCCUGAAUGGUUCAAGGGGGUCUUACAUGGACUGAUACCACGAGUGUUACCCCAAGUUCGCGAAGCUUGAAAUCUUGAUGUGCUUGUUGCGCAUGUGUAUAUUUGCACCUUUGGUUAUUAAUGACUAGAGGUAGGUAAUUGAAACUAGUCUGCUUAAGCGUUCUGCACUGCUGGUGUGGUUAGCUCUAUGAGUUAGGCAGUUCGACAGAGGCCAAACCGACAGUGAGAUUUUGCUCUUUCAUGGCAAUGUCACAGCUUUUUCGUGAAUCUGAGCUCAUCAUACUGUCUGUUAGUUUAUCCCCCACGAUUCCAUGUUAGAAUCGAUCCAUAGCAACAUUGUGUUGAAUGGACCUUUUGCAUUUGCUCUUGAGCCUGAGCAUAUAAUUAUUCCAGUUUUUGUGUACUUUCAA
Molecule: messenger RNA, 1572 nt
Organism: Zea mays
Lineage: Eukaryota; Viridiplantae; Streptophyta; Magnoliopsida; Poales; Poaceae
Product: Rho-related protein from plants 1
Exons: 7
Coding region: 413-1168 (251 amino acids)
Biological process (GO): small GTPase-mediated signal transduction
Molecular function (GO): GTP binding; GTPase activity
Source: RefSeq, a predicted model, not a curated record